UAGAGAGGAGGACGGGCAGAUGGAGGUCUGCAGGAAGGAGAACAUGUGAUGUGGCUCCUCACACACACAGGCAGGACGCACACACACACACUCCUCUGCAGCGGGAAAACACGAAGUUUCACGAAGUUUUUACACAAAGAAAAUAGAAAAAGUUUGAGAUGUCGGAGCCGCAGCAGAAGAUUUCUGAUGAGAAAUCAGGAAAAGGAGGAGCAGCUCCAACCGGAGGGAAUCCUGACAAGAGUAAAGAGGAUUUCGACCUGGCCUCGGUCUACGUGUCGGACGCUCAGUUCAACAGGAACAUCUUCUUCGACACGUCGCCUCAGGCUGUCAGGUUGUAUCUCCUCUACAAUCAUUGGGUUCUUCAGGUUCUCCUCUUCUUCUUCAUUCUGGUCGAUCUGUCCCUCGCCAUCUUCGAGGAGCCGGCCGUCGUUCCUCUGCCUCUCUGGGUGACCAUGUUGGUCGAGCUGCUCUGUCUGCUCGCCUUCACCGUCCGACUCGUUCACUACGCCAAAGUGAUCCCCCGAGACAAGUUCUGGAAAGACCCCAAAAACAUCUGCAUCAUUGCCAUCCUCAUGCUUACUCUGGUCGACAUCAUCAUCUACGGAGCGCUGAAAGCUGCUAGCUGUUAUGGCGUCCGCUGGUCCAGAGUCCUGCGCCCGCUGCUAUUGGUCAACGUCACAGAGGGGCGGCAGCUCCGCAGAGCGUUCAGAAGCAUCCGGAACGCUCUGCCUCAGAUCUUCUACGUCUUCCUGCUCUUCAUGUUCAGCGUCCUCAUCUUCUCCCUCAUGGCACUCAAACUGCUCGGAAAACGAGGUCUGAAGACGACAGACGGAGCUCCGUACUUCACUAACUACAUCGAGAUCGUCUUUGACCUUUACGUCCUCGUCACAACGGCCAACAGUCCUGACGUCAUGAUGCCAGCGUACAACGCCAGCUACUUCUAUGCUAUCUUCUUCAUCCUCUACAUCCUCAUCAACACCUACAUCUUCAUGUCUGUGUUCCUUGCCGUUGUCUACAACAACUACAAGAAGUACCUGAAGGAGGAGGUACGGCAGCUGGUCAGGACUAAAAGGCACAAGAUGGUGCGAGCGUUCGCAGUGCUGCAGGAGCAGAGACAGGAGGGGGCGGAGCCUGUAGUCAGCCAGGCGAACUGGAAUCAGGUGGUUAGACUGGUCCAUCCUGACAUCAGCAACGCCCACCGAGAGCUGCUGUGGAGCGUCUCAGACCACAAGAGCCAGGGCUGCAUCGGUAGGGUGGCAUUCGUCCAGCUGGCCGACCUGCUGAACAUUGAGGUGAUCACGCUGAAGUCCAGGCCACACCCCUUCCGUAGCCUGUGCCCCGCCCUUUACCUGUCAGCACCCAGCCGCCUCAUCUGCUGGCUCGUCCAACACAGGGCGUUUGUCAUCGUGUACGACCUAAUCAUCCUGGUGAACGCCGUGUUCAUCGGUCUGGACGAGGAAAACCCAAUGAUCGCCAACUCAGAGUGGGGGUUCCUGUCUCUGUACCUGCUGGAGAUCCUGCUGAAGCUGUACGUGUUCGAGCCCCGAGCGUUUUUCUCCAGACACAACUUCUGGAACUGGUUCGACACAAUCAUUGUUGUCUCCGCUCUCAUCGCUACAAUCAUCAACUCUGCCAUUAAGUCAUCGGGGGGAUACAGCAGCCGUCAGAUCCUCGACAUUGUCUUCAUCCUGAGAGUCCUCAGACUGAUCCGGGUGGUCGACAGCAUCAAAAGGUUUCGUACGAUCAUCAACACGCUGAUCAGGAUCGGACCGGCCAUCCUCACAUUCGGACAGCUCAUCAUUGUGGUGUACUACAUCUUUGCCAUGGUGGGGAUGGAGCUGUUCAAAGGGAAGGUGAAGUAUUAUGAGGACACCAGCGACCCGGCCAGUGAAUACUGUGGAAACCUUCUGCUGAAAGGAACGCCCUUCGCACAUCUCAACUACUGCAAGAACAACUUCAACAGCGUGGUGUCCUCCUUCAUCCUGCUGGUGGAGCUCACUGUGGUCAACCAGUGGCAUGUGCUCAGCAGCGGCUUCACCACCGUCACCCACGUGUCAGCCCGGAUCUUCUUCAUCUUCUUUCACAUCAUGGUCGUCAUCGUCAUCAUCAACAUCUUUGUGGCGUUUGUCCUGGAGGCAUUCUUCGUGGAGUACUCGGUGGAGAAGAGCGACCUGCAGACUUCUCUGGAGAAGAAAAUCAAGGAACUGGAGCUCGCUGUUGCAGAGGAGAGGUUAGAGGAUAAUUUGGUCAACGCCAUGGAAACCUGUGACAACGACCUGGGAACCGGCCAAUCUGCAAACACCAAACCCACCCUGAUGUUUAAAAUCGCUUCAAGACGAUAUCGGACGGUGGACGCUCUGCUGCAGCGGAUGUUUGAGGCCGAUCUCGACCCCGAAGACUUCGCUGAGACGGACGACCCUGAAGCUCAGAACAACAGAAACUUUGCCAACCCCACGUUCAGCUCUGUGUAGACUUUAAUGUAAAAUAUAUAUAAAGGGAACCAGAUUCUAUCAUUUAUGUACAUUUUUAUACUCCUCUCAAAUCGGAUGUUAAUCCAGUGCAGUGUGUCAACAGUCAUAUCUAGUGUUAUAUUUUUAUAUUUCUGUCCAGUUGCUCUGUGUUGAAACAGAAAAUCAGUAUUUUUCACAUAAAGAUUAUUUGCACGUGUCAUCUCUGAGAGUUGUAAUGUCACACUGCUGCUGUGUUUCAGGUUUAUAUAAACGCUGUAAAUCUGCUCUAUUAAAAUCAUUCUUAAUGAGCAGUGAAUGAAAAGAGAACUCAAAGUGAAGAUCUUGAAGGAUACAGCCAUCAUGCCUCCUGGUCUCAAAGACAGGACAUGAAUGUUUUGUGUCACAGUGAGCCCUGAGUGAGAUCUGUCGCAUUCCAUGAUCUUAUUUCAAAGAAAAAUAAGACUACAGUGAGCUCUCAGGUUGUCUUAAAAUGAAGGUCAAAGCGACUGUAAAUUGUGUUUACAAUAGACAUCACCUGGGCCUAUGUCUUCUACUACUUAGAGAAUAAUGUACAAGACAGAGUUAUUUCACACACAAUUCAUAUCUUUCAAAAAAUAGACCACUUACAUUGAAAGUCUAUAUAUAUAUAUAUUUUUUUUAAAUAAAACAUUUGAAAAACUAA
Labrus mixtus (cuckoo wrasse) is the source of this 3132-nucleotide messenger RNA. RefSeq names its product two pore segment channel 3 (gene tpcn3). Bases 159 to 2471 code for a protein of 770 amino acids. The transcript has 19 exons. NCBI's taxonomy places the organism in Eukaryota, Metazoa, Chordata, Actinopteri, Labriformes, Labridae. Gene Ontology annotation, cellular component: membrane. Gene Ontology annotation, molecular function: monoatomic ion channel activity. The record is from RefSeq and is a predicted model, not a curated record. Gene Ontology annotation, biological process: monoatomic ion transport; transmembrane transport.